GCGGAGGGGCGGGCCGGGGCGGGCCUUGGCGCUCCGGGAGCUGCCCAGCAACUUUUCCUGGAUCUCACCCGGGCCGGGGAGAGAAGCCUUCGAGACAGUUUCCGGAGAGUCUCCUGGUGCUAGGGUCCCUGUGCAAUCCCAGAGCAGCUACAGUCCCCGGGGCAGGCUCAGGAUGCGGCCAGGACAGAGAGGGGGCGCGCCGCUGCGGCUGGUGUUAGUGCUCAGUCAAGGCAUUUUAAAUUGUUGUAUGGCAUACAAUGUUGGUCUCCCAGAAGCAAAGAUAUUUUCCGGUCCUUCAAGUGAACAGUUUGGCUAUGCAGUACAGCAGUUUAUAAAUCCAAAAGGCAACUGGUUAUUGGUUGGUUCACCUUGGAGUGGCUUUCCUGAGAACCGAAUGGGAGAUGUGUAUAAAUGUCCUGUUGAUCUAGCCACCGAUACAUGUGAAAAACUCAAUUUGCAAACUUCCACGAGCAUUCCUAAUGUUACGGAGAUGAAAACCAACAUGAGCCUUGGCUUGACUCUCACAAGGAACAUGGGAACCAGAGGAUUUCUUACAUGUGGUCCCCUGUGGGCGCAGCAGUGUGGAAGUCAAUAUUACACAACUGGUGUUUGUUCUGACGUCAGCGCUGAUUUUCAACUCUUGGCCAGCUUUUCACCAGCAGUGCAGACCUGCCCUUCCCUCAUUGAUGUCGUGGUUGUAUGUGAUGAAUCAAACAGUAUCUAUCCCUGGGAGGCAGUAAAGAAUUUUUUGGAAAAAUUUGUACAAGGCCUGGACAUAGGCCCCACAAAGACACAGGUGGGGUUAAUUCAGUACGCCAAUAAUCCAAGAGUUGUGUUUAACCUGAACACUUUCAAAAGCAAAGCUGAAAUGGUUGCAGCAACAUCUCAGACAUUCCAACACGGUGGGGACCUCACAAAUACAUUCAAAGCAAUUCAAUAUGCAAGACAUUUCGCUUAUGCAGCAGCUGCUGGUGGACGACCAGGUGCUACCAAAGUAAUGGUGGUUGUAACUGAUGGUGAAUCACAUGAUGGUUCAAUGUUGAAAGCCGUGAUUGAUCAGUGUAACAAUGACAAUAUACUGAGGUUUGGCAUAGCAGUUCUUGGGUACUUAAACAGAAAUUCCCUUGAUACUAAAAAUUUAAUAAAAGAAAUUAAAGCAAUUGCCAGUAUUCCAACAGAAAGAUACUUUUUCAAUGUGUCUGAUGAAGCAGCUCUACUAGAAAAGGCCGGGACAAUAGGAGAACAAAUUUUCAGCAUUGAAGGUACUGUUCAAGGAGGAGAUAAAUUCCAGAUGGAAAUGUCACAAGUGGGAUUCAGCGCAGAUUACUCUCCUCAAAAUGAUAUUCUGAUGCUGGGUGCAGUAGGAGCUUAUGACUGGAGUGGGACUAUUGUUCAGCAGACAUCUCAUGGACAUUUGAUCUUUCCUAAACAAGCCUUCGACCAAACUCUGCAAGAUAGAAAUCACAGUUCAUAUUUAGGUUACUCUGUGGCUGCAGUUUCUACAGGAAAAAGCGUCCACUUUGUUGCUGGUGCUCCUCGGGCAAAUUAUACUGGCCAGAUAGUGCUUUACAGUGUAAGCGAGAAUGGCAAUGUCACCGUUAUCCAGACUCACAGAGGUGACCAGAUUGGCUCCUAUUUUGGUAGUGUGCUGUGUUCAGUUGAUGUGGAUAAAGACACCAUUACAGAUGUGCUCUUGGUAGGUGCGCCAAUGUACAUGAACCACCUAAAGAAAGAGGAAGGAAGAGUCUACCUGUUUACUAUCACAAAGGGCAUUUUGAAUUGGCACCAAUUUCUCGAAGGCCCCGAGGGUGUUGAAAAUGCUCGGUUUGGUUCAGCUAUUGCAGCUCUCUCAGACAUCAACAUGGACGGCUUUAAUGAUGUGAUAGUUGGCUCGCCUUUGGAAAAUCAGAACUCUGGCGCUGUGUACAUCUACAAUGGUCAUGAGAACACCAUUCGCACAAAGUAUUCCCAGAAAAUCUUGGGAUCUGAUGGAGCCUUUAGGAGUCAUCUCCAGUACUUUGGGAGAUCCUUGGAUGGCUUUGAAGAUUUAAAUGGGGAUUCCAUCACCGAUGUAUCCAUCGGUGCCUUUGGACAAGUUGUUCAGCUCUGGUCACAAAGUAUUGCUGAUGUAUCUGUAGAUGCUUCAUUCACACCAGAAAAAAUCACUUUGUUCAACAAGAAUGCUGAGAUAAACCUCAAACUCUGCUUCAGUGCAAAGUUUAGACCUACUAAGCAAAACAAUCAAGUGGCCAUUACAUAUAACAUCACAAUUGAUGCAGACCUAUAUUCAUCCAGAGUAACCUCCAGGGGUUUAUUUAAAGAAAAUAAUGAAAGGUGCCUGCAGAAGAAUAUGAUAGUACAUCAAGCACAGAGUUGCUCUGAGUUCAUCAUCCUCAUACAGGAGCCCUCUGAUGUUGUCAACUCCUUGGAUCUGUGUGUGAACAUCAGCCUGGAAAACCCUGGCACCAGCCCCGCCCUUGAAGCCUACUCUGAGUCCGCCAAGGUCUUCAGUAUCCCGUUCUAUAAAGACUGUGGUGACGAUGGAGUUUGCAUAUCUGACCUAGUUCUAGAUGUCCAACAGCUGCCAGCUGCUCAAGACCAACCCUUUAUUGUUAGCAACCAAAACAAAAGAUUAACAUUUUCAGUAACACUGAAAAACAAAAAGGAAAGUGCAUACAACACUGCAAUUGUUGUUGAUUUUUCGGAAAACUUGUUUUUUGCUUCCUGGUCCAUGCCGGUUGAUGGGACAGAAGUAACAUGCCAGGUUACUUCUCAGAAGUCUGUUACCUGUGAUGUAGGCUACCCUGCUUUAAAGAGGAAACAACAGGUGACUUUUACUAUUAACUUCGACUUCAAUCUUCAAAACCUUCAAAAUCAGGCAUCUGUCAGUUUCCAAGCCUUAAGUGAAAGCUACGAAGAAAACAAGGCAGAUAAUUCUGUCAACCUCAAAAUUCCUCUGCUGUAUGAUGCUGAAAUUCACAUCACAAGAUCUACCAACAUAAGGUUUUAUGAAGUUUCCUCGGAUGGGAAUGUUCCUUCUAUCGUGCACAAUUUUGAAGAUAUUGGUCCAAAAUUCAUCUUCUCCAUUAAGGUGACAACAGGAAGUGUUCCAGUAAGUAUGGCAUCUGUCAUCAUUCGCGUCCCUCAGUACACCAAAGAAAAGAACCCACUGAUGUACCUGACUGGGGUACACACGGAUCAGGCUGGUGACAUUAGUUGUAAUGCUGAAAUAAAUCCACUGAAAAUAGGACAAACAUCUUCUUCCGUAUCUUUCAAGAGUGAAAAUUUCCGGCACGUGAAAGAUUUGAACUGCAGAACGGCUUCAUGCAGUAAUGUUACCUGCUGGCUGAAAGACCCUCAGGUGAAAGGAGAGUACUUCCUUAAUGUGUCCACCAGAAUCUGGAACGGGACUUUUGCAGCAUCGACUUUCCAGACCGUACAGCUGACGGCCUCUGCAGAAAUCGACACCUACAACCCUCAGAUAUAUGUGAUCGAAGAAAACACUGUCACGAUUCCCAUUACGAUAAUGAAACCCCAUGAGAAAGCCGAAGUACCAACCGGAGUUAUAGUAGGAAGUGUAAUUGCUGGAAUCCUUUUGCUAUUAGCUCUGGUUGCAAUUUUAUGGAAGCUUGGCUUCUUCAAAAGAAAAUAUGAAAAAAUGACCAAAAAUCCAGAUGAGAUGGACGAGACCACAGAACUCAAUAGCUGAACCACCAGCAAUUCUCACUGUAGUGGGACUAGGCGGCAUCACAGCUAUUUGCUAUUUGCAUGAAUGGAUUUUUUUUUAAAUCCCAGUGUUUUAUAAUGUAAUAGGUAAAUUAGCCUGAUAUUUUAAGAAAACUGCAGGUCAGUUUGGAAAAAAGAAAUUGGGGCGGGAGUGGGGAGAUGUAAAAGACUUAUUUUAUACGGGAAAAGUGAUCUUUAUGCUGGCUGGUCCAGAGUUUACAUUAUAACGUGCAUUAUGUCAGAAAGGUGAAAUGCUUCCAAACAUGAGAUGUCUUAAAGAAAAAUAUAACCUUUUCAUUUUUUGAGGAGGAGGGGAAACCCAAUCAUGUAAAAUAAUUGUUUUUAAACAGCAAUCAACAAUAGUGGAAGUACUUGGUAUAGAGAUGUAAUUAAUUUGGAUAUUGAUGCUGAUAGUGAAAAAAAAAACACAACACAGGUCUUCAACUUAUGCUGCUCAUCCAAAACUACCACAGAGGAUAUUUUAUGUGAGUUUUGUCUAUCAACUAGGUAAAAUUUGCUAUUGUCAGCCCACAGCUGCCUCCUCAGAGUCCCUUUCUUGCUAUGAUGUACUUAUCAAAACCUGCCUGAAUAACUGGUGGGAGACUAGAGUAUGCCUCCUGCAGAGGAAAUCUCCAUUUAAGUGGGGGGGGGGGGGCGGGGGGAGUAAUUUAGAGGCCAAAGCACAAAAUUUUGCUUAAAAUCUUUGAUGACAUUUACAGUAAAAUCCUGUUGGCGGGCCAGCCUGUGCCAGAGGAAGCAGCAGCAGGUCUCCUUUCUCCUUGAAGAUGCACAGCUGGCUGACCUGACUGGCUGGCUGGCUGGCAGGGACCUAGUAAAUUUUUGAAAGAUGAGUAACUUCUUUGGCAUCCUUCCUCCUUCUACACCGAACCACUCUCCUGCCUCCUGUUGCCCUCAUCUUCUAGAAGCCUGCCAAAGCCUGCUUCCUCUCCAGUAGUCCAGAGUUACCCACAUUCCUUUACCGCUUGUCUAAAUCUCCCUUUCCCUCGGGGCGGCUGCUCUUCACUAGGUGUGACUAUGAAAGCCAUCUGUUUAACUUACACACUUGAGUGAAUUACUGUAUAACUCCCUUAACUUCAGGAAACUAUUUUCAUUUAUUGCUAAACGAAUAAGAAAAACAGGGCCUGGGUGAAUUUCUAAUUGUUGGCAUUUCAGGCAGUGUAAACAAGGUAAAGUAAAAGGUCAUCUCAGGAAUUUGCCAGAAAGUACAAAGAGACAUUGGGAACCACCAAAUUCGCAGGUGCAUCUCUCUGUGCUUUUCCAGACUUAAAACUUCCAGAAUGACUUUCAAUUGGGCAAGUUUGCUCACAAGGUAGAUUCUUAGGUCCCAAAUGUGAGAGUCUUAUUUGGUUGGAUUGGAAUGAGGCCCAGGAAUGGUUAUUUUAACAAGCAUCCAAUCAUUAACAUGGGAAUGGACCACUGUGAAGAACACCCCCAUUUCUCCUUUUGCACUUUCUUUUCUCUUUCUUAGCCCACACAGUUUUUAGAAGGUGGGACCAGGAGAAAGUGCACAGGCAAAAGCAGUGGGGACUAUGCUACGUCAGAAACUGCAGAACUAAAGCUUCAGACAAGUCACUCUGCCUCUAUAAACUUCGGUGUCCUCAUUAUAAAAUGGGAAGACUGGGUAGGAGCUCAGCAGUGAUGCUUUUAGCUUUAAAAGUCUAGGAUCUGGAUUUCUUAUAAUACAAGUAGACAAUCCUCAAAGAAUUUGACUUUGAAAAAGAAGUCAGAGGAAAACAGGUAUUUGCCAUGUGCAUCCGGCCCCAACUGCCCUCCUGGCCUCGCCCCUGUGAUGGCAGUCCAGAGCAAUGUACACAGUUUAAUGAUUUAUUUUGUAUUUGACAAAACAAAGAAGCGGCGGCGGGGGGGCGGGGGGCGCGGGGCAGGGAAAUUAGCCAUAAAAUGUCAGGGAGUUACAGCAAAAACAGCAUGGUAUUUUUCUAGUUAGAUGUGCUGGAGCCUAAUUCUUAGAACAGCUGUGUGGAUUCAAAUGCUUUAAUUCCAAUAAAAAUUUUAUUUGAAGUGUGGAGGAGAAACUAGUCAUCAAGUUGAUAAAGAAUACUUAAUAAACCAUGUAACUGCAUCGUGCGUACAUAUAUACAUACAUAUACACACACACACACACACACACACACACACACACACACACACACACAUACUAGUUCUUCAAUGUAUAUACAAAGAAUUAUAGCAUGUCAGCCUUUUAUCUUACUCAACCACUAAACUGAGGCCACAUACAAACAGAGAGCUGGAGGGCUUAGGCAAACUCAGCUUAGGAAAUCUGCCUUGAUGGCGCUGUCUCCAUGAAGUAGUUGGAUUACUAAAAACUAAAAAAUUGGCCACUUGUCUCUGCACCAUUUUGACACUAAGGUGGGAUUUCACAACCUUGGCACUACUGACAUUUGGAGCCAGGUGAUUCUUUCUUGUGGGGAUUGUCCUGUGCAUCGCUGGAUGCUUAAUAGUACCCCUGGCCUCUAACUGUCAUAUGCCAAGAGCCCCUCUCCCCCUAUAGUCAUGACAAUCAAAAAUGUCUUCUCAGAGGCAAAAUCAUCCCAUUGAGAACCACUGCACUAAGAGCACAUGGCCUAAAUAGGCAACUUCUGUUAUCAGACCGAUGGUUCGAGGCAGAGACUCUGUUUCUCUAUAGAGGAGUAUUUCUUAAGCACUUUUAAGCGAAGGAGAGUAUUCUUCCAAGAAAUUAAAGAAAAAAAUCAACACUGUUUGAAAAUAAGUUAUAUAGUCCUAUUCAGCUAUACUUUUGCUUUGAAACCAAGUAGAGUGUGGGGCAUCCUAAGGUUCCCAUUUCAUAAAUGUUAUCUAGACAAGAUGUAUAGAAUGAGAAAAAACAGAGCUGCUUCACGCAUGGCUGCCACACAGGCUUUGUAUAGUAUCGGAGUAAAAUAGUUUGUGAAGAAACUACAUUGAGAUUUGAAAUUGUACAUUGCUCAUUUUAGCAGCAAAAUGAAAGCUUCUAACUGGACAGAAAUUCUUUCCAGUUUGCAAUAUUAUUUUUAUAAAACAGGAGAAGUUCUCUAUUAACUGUGAAGAGUAUAGAAAACCAAUUUAUCAUAAUCACACAAGUGAUUAUACUAAAAGUUAUUACAAAAGGUACAAUUUUAUAGUAUAUUUAUAUAUUCUGAUAUACAGCUAUAACUUAAUGGAGGAAAAUCACAUAAAUUAAGACAUCAUUCAACAGAAAGCAAGAUUCCUCAAACUGAGCUCCCUGGUCCAUCUUUAAUAUUUCAAUUUGCACACAGAAAAUAACUGUGUACACAACAUUUUAGGACUAUGCCCUUCAGGUACAGUAACGCACAGCCAUUUUAAUUAAUUUGAAAGACGAAACAUUUAGAGGUAAAAGGUAAACGUGAGGGUAAAGUCUAAAUAAAUAAAAAUGGAAACUACUUCUUUGAACCUUAAAGAAUGAAAAUGUAGCCAUUAAGUAAACAUACAAAGAUGGUUUCAUAUGUAUCUGAUUUAUUUUGGCAAAUAAAGUUAAAAUAUAAAUGUACAUAGUGCACAGCUGUUAGAAUUGUAUAUUUUUUCAAGACAAAUUGUCUUGGAUAUUUUCUUCAUAUAUAAUGUACAAAUCUUUGUUAAGAUGUAAUAAGUAUAUUGUUUUUAAAUAGUUUUUGUCUUUUCUCCCCACCAAAAAUGAAAACGAAUGUAUGCAUGUUUGUAAACUGAGUUGCACAAUUCAUUUCUAAGAAACAAAAAGCAAAUUGGAGUAACUAACGUGAAUUACAUAACAGCUUUUCUCAUAUAAUUGCAAACCACUCUGCAUAUCACGAGACUGAAUAUUUUAAAAUCAUUUUGAAAAUAAAGCUAUUUACUUUGGAUUUAGAA
Pteropus alecto (black flying fox) is the source of this 7587-nucleotide messenger RNA. It is a transcript of the gene ITGA2, whose product is annotated as integrin subunit alpha 2. NCBI's taxonomy places the organism in Eukaryota, Metazoa, Chordata, Mammalia, Chiroptera, Pteropodidae. Gene Ontology annotation, molecular function: integrin binding. The record is from RefSeq and is a predicted model, not a curated record. Gene Ontology annotation, biological process: cell-cell adhesion; cell adhesion mediated by integrin; cell-matrix adhesion. The transcript has 30 exons. Bases 173 to 3709 code for a protein of 1178 amino acids. Gene Ontology annotation, cellular component: external side of plasma membrane; integrin complex.